AUGAAGAGGCGCGUUGUAGAAGUGGCAGCUUACCUCCAGCGCCUCUUCUCAAUUAAACUGGACUGUUCGCUGGCCUUACUGACCAUUAUUUGCACUCUUGACUAUUCGGAGAGACACAAGCGUGAACAGUGUUCAAGAAACUUUCGCGUGCCGAUAAUUAAGGCUCUUUCAAUGUUAGAAGCUGGCAGUCUGCUCAUUAUCUAUCUAUCUAUUUCAGGCUCUUCAUUAUCUAUCUAUAUAUCUAUCUAUUUAUUUCAGGCUCUUCAUUAUCUAUCUAUCUAUUUCUCCUUUCAUUAUCUAUCUAUCUCAGUCUCUUCAUUAUCUAUCUAUCUAUUUAUCUCAGUCUCUUCAUUAUCUAUCUAUCUAUCUAUCUAUUUAUCUCAGUCUCUUCAUUAUCUAUCUAUCUAUCUCAGUCUCUUCAUUAUCUAUCUAUCUAUCUCAGUCUCUUCAUUAUCUAUCUAUCUAUCUAUCUCAGUCUCUUCAUCUAUCUAUCUAUCUAUCUAUCUCAGUCUUUUUAUUAUCUAUCAUAGUCUCUUCAUUAUCUAUCUAUCUAUCUAUCUCAGUCUCUUCAUUAUCUAUCUAUCUAUCUAUCUAUCUCAGUCUCUUCAUUAUUAUCUAUCUAUCUCAGUCUCUUCAUUAUCUAUCUAUUUCAGUCUCUUCAUUAUCUAUCUAUUUAUCUCAGUCUCUUCAUUAUCUAUUUAUCUAUCUAUUUAUCUCAGUCUCUUCAUUAUCUAUCUAUCUAUCUCAGUCUCUUCAUUAUCUAUCUAUCUAUUUCAGUCUCUUCAUUAUCUAUCUCAGUCUCUUCAUUAUCUAUCUAUCUAUCUAUUUAUCUCAGUCUCUUCAUUAUCUAUCUAUUUCAGUCUCUUCAUUAUCUAUCUAUCUAUUUAUCUCAGUCUCUUAAUUAUCUAUCUAUCUCAGUCUCUUCAUUAUCUAUCUAUCUAUCUCAGUCUCUUCAUUAUCUAUCUAUCUAUCUAUCUCAGUCUCUUCAUUAUCUAUCUAUUUCAGUCUCUUCAUUAUCUAUUUAUCUAUCUAUUUAUCUCAGUCUCUUCAUUAUCUAUCUAUCUAGUCUAUUCUAUCUAUCUAUUUAUCUAUCAGUCUCUUCUAUAUCUAUCUAUUUAUCUCAGUCUCUUCAUUAUCUAUCUAUCUAUCUAUUUAUCUCAGUCUCUUCAUUAUCUAUCUAUCUAUCUAUUUAUCUCAGUCUCUUCAUUAUCUAUCUAUCUAUUUAUCUCAGUCUCUUCAUUAUCUAUCUAUCUAUCUAUUUAUCUCAGUCUCUUCAUUAUCUAUCUAUCUAUCUAUUUAUCUCAGUCUCUUCAUUAUCUAUCUAUCUAUCUAUUUAUCUCAGUCUCUUCAUUAUCUAUCUAUCUAUCUAUUUAUCUCAGUCUCUUCAUUAUCUAUCUAUCUAUCUAUUUAUCUCAGUCUCUUCAUUAUCUAUCUAUCUAUUUCAGUCUCUUCAUUAUCUAUCUAUCUAUCUAUUUCAGUCUCUUCAUUAUCUAUCUAUCUAUUUAUCUCAGUCUCUUCAUUAUCUAUCUAUCUAUCUAUCUCAGUCUCUUCAAGCUAUCUAUCUCAGUCUCUUCAUUAUCUAUCUAUCCAUUUCAGUCUCUUCAUUAUCUAUUUCAGUCUCUUCAUUAUCUAUCUAUCUAUCUAUUUAUCUCAGUCUCUUCAAUCUAUCUAUCUAUCUAUAUGUUCGUUUAUUUCUUUUUUUUUGUUUUUUUUCUCCCGACGCAACAAGCUUCCAGUCGAAGAAAUAUCGUUAUAGAAGUUCAAUUCAAUAAAGAAGAUCGUUUAUUCAAUCAACUGACUGUUGCCCAAAUCAAAGAAACAAAUGCCGAGACAGUAAACAAUUUGCUUAUUUUUUUUAAAACAAUAUUCUUUUCUUUUAGCAAGUCAGAAAUCGUUGAAACAAUUGAAGACGAAAAAGACGAUGAACGGCCCAGCUAA
Molecule: messenger RNA, 1938 nt
Organism: Acanthosepion pharaonis
Lineage: Eukaryota; Metazoa; Mollusca; Cephalopoda; Sepiida; Sepiidae
Source: the annotation of a GenBank genome assembly